CUUCACUUCUCGUCGCGAUAUAUACCCAUAUUUCAAGCAUCAUAAUAUUUGUUAAAAAUUUUGCACUUUUUUUUUGAUCUAAUACCUUCCUUACCUUGGAAAAUGCCAGCCACCAUCCAACCGCCGUUCCAAUUCCCCUCGACCUACUCGUUCCCGCCCUUCUUCACCCCGCAGCCCAACAGCGCAACCCGCACCUCCCAGCUCCAGAAAUGGUCCUCCCUGAUCCAAUCCUGGUGUCGCCAUCACCGCACCUACCGUCUCUCGCUGAUCGAGGCGAUCGAUUCCCCCUUGUUCCAUAACACCACGAUCCGGAAGCGGUUAUCGCUGAGCGAUGCGCGGGAUAUCCUAGAUUGGAUGGCGGGGCCCGAGGAAGACGCCGGUGGCGGUAGAAGGGCCGAGUGGAUCGACGGUGGGAAAAAGACGGUCGCGUGGAUCUGGUGGAAGAGGCCGGAGGAAUGGGCAGGUGUUGUCGCGGACUGGGUGGAGAAUACUGGCCAAAAGAAUGUGGUGCUCACUGUAUAUGAGCUGUUGGAGGGGGAGGCGACGAUGUCCCAAGAAUGGCAUGGGAUGGAUCCAGAUGUGAUGCUCAGGUCCCUCAAUGUCCUCGUUAAGCGUGGCAAGGCACAGGUCUUUGGUAGCGAAGGCCAGGAAGGCGUCAAGUUCUUCUAG
This is a messenger RNA of Aspergillus heteromorphus CBS 117.55, 669 nucleotides long. Its product is annotated as ESCRT-II subunit protein VPS25. The transcript is spliced from 3 exons. Gene Ontology annotation, cellular component: ESCRT II complex. NCBI's taxonomy places the organism in Eukaryota, Fungi, Ascomycota, Eurotiomycetes, Eurotiales, Aspergillaceae. Gene Ontology annotation, molecular function: protein homodimerization activity; structural molecule activity. The record is from RefSeq and is a predicted model, not a curated record. Bases 103 to 669 code for a protein of 188 amino acids. Gene Ontology annotation, biological process: protein transport to vacuole involved in ubiquitin-dependent protein catabolic process via the multivesicular body sorting pathway.